Molecule: messenger RNA, 2232 nt
Organism: Scylla paramamosain (green mud crab)
Lineage: Eukaryota; Metazoa; Arthropoda; Malacostraca; Decapoda; Portunidae
Exons: 3
Coding region: 869-1894 (341 amino acids)
Source: RefSeq, a predicted model, not a curated record
AGAGAGAGAGAGAGAGAGAGAGAGAGAGAGAGAGAGAGAGAGAAUGAAUGUGUAAGGGAUUAAGAGAUUAAUACAGAGACAGACUAGUUGCGGAGAUGUGAAUAGGUGAUGAUGCUCUGAGCGAGCCCCGUUAUGGCACGGGCGUGGGCGAGGUGAUAUGUGCAUGGGCGGAGAAAGUGGCAGGAGUGUGGCAAUGGGCGUGGCUGUGGCAGAGGCAGGGGAUGGGUAGGAGCGAAGUCCUUCCCUCCCCGGCCCGUUAGUCAAGACCCAGUGUUGCCAAAUCUACCGAUAAACAUGAAAAUCUACUGGAUAUUUGAUGAAUCUACCGAUAUACCGAAUGAUUUCGAAAAUAAGGUCAAAUAUAUUGGAUUUUCGAUCAGACCUACCGAGAAAUCUACUGAUAUUCAGUGUCAUGAGAGAGAGAGAGAGAGAGAGAGAGAGAGAGAGAGAGAGAGAGAGAGAGAGAUGUGGGGGGUGGUGGAGUGCGGGGGUGUCGUGACUAACUGAACGUGUCUUGUUCAUGUGCCGAUUCUAGCCUGACGAACAACAACAAACCGGUUUGUUGUUGUCACUGGCUCGGCCUCGGUCAGUACAUGUGUCUCAGUGUCUGCAGGCUGCACCGUUCCCAAACACCUAAGCCUACUCCCACGCACCUGUUACCUCAGAGCAACACACGCCCCACAUCCCACCAUGGAAUCCAAUCCACAUCACCACAAGGAGAAAUCUCUUGAGGCAAUUCAACACCAGCCAACAGCGAAAGGGAGAUGGAUGCCAAAACCCCCUGGGACGUGACCACCAAGGCACUGAGAGGGAGGAGGAGCCAGGGGACAGCCAGGAAUCCCAGCAGGAUGAGGAACAAGAGCGAACGAUGGAGACAGAGAUGGAAGAGGAGGCUGCCCUGCCAUCAACACCGUCACAACACGCCCCAUCGCUACCGCAACACAAUGUGUACGCCGCGAGACAUACAAACGGGAGGAGAAACUUAGUCUGGAAAGGACUAACAGAAGAAGAAACAACCAUUUGGGUGAACAACACUUACACAGAAUUAGUUGGGUGGUCGACAUGUCAUCUGUUCGAUCCACCAAAGUGUGCAGCCACCAACAAAAUUGUACAAGAGAUGGUCAUCCUCCUCAACAAUUACUUACAAGAGUCACCCCUCGCACCGUAUGUGAUGAAACUAUUCUUCACACUGCCAAAACUCUUCUUUCAAAAGACACAUAGAAAUGCGAAGGCGGCGGAAAACGUGAAAGCCGUCGCAAGAAGAGUGGGUCUAUGGCAGAACAACCAACUGGAUGAGCUCCUGGAGGAAGCCCGAGCCAUCCAGAAGAGGCUGCCAAGACCAUCAGGAAACCAACAAAGGCAGGAAGACAAAGCCCGUAAUUUCGCUGGCAAUAUGCGGCAAGGACAGGUGUCCAGGGCUCUGCGGGCACUUAAUGAACAGCAGUCAGGUGGAGUGUUGCCCCUCACCAGGGAAACCAUCCACCUGCUGAAGGAAAAACGUCCUCUCCCCAGUGACGAGGAGGGCCUCAGGAUGCAGGGGCCUUUCCGCAAGCCCAAUGAUGUCAUCUACGAGGUGAUAACUGGAGAGAUGAUCUGGAUGAAGUCUCUCCAGACACACGGCAGUGCUGGUCCCUCAGGACUAGACGCUAGAGGGUGGCGUCGCCUGUUGAGCGGCGCACUCUGUGGCAGCGCCACUAACGACCUAUGCGGCGCCCUGGCAGCACUGGCGAGGAAGCUUGCCACCACAAAUUGUCACCACGUCGAGGCUCUCACCGCAUGCCGAUUAUAUCCGCUGGACAAAAAGCCGGGAUGCAGACCAAUUGGCAUCGGCGAGGUGAUAAGACGCAUCGUGGGUAAAUGCGUCAUGACGGUGGUCAAGGACAGGACGACGUAAGGAGGGCAGCGGGGAACCUGCAAGUAUGUGCAGGACAGCAGGCAGGAGGGGAAGCCGCCAUCCACGUUAUGAGGGAAAUGUUCAGUGAAGAUAAUUGUGAAGCGGUGUUAUUAGUGGACGCAAAAAACGCUUUCAACACUAUUAACAGAAAAACAAUGCUUCACAACAUUCGAGUAAAAUGUCCCUCUCUGGCACAAUAUGUAGAAAACACAUAUAGUGACCCCUCGGAUUUGUACAUAUGUAGUAAUAGUGGUAAUAGUGUUAAGGUGUUAAAGUCCAUGGAAGGGACAACACAAGGUGACCCAGUGGCCAUGGCGAUGUACGCCCUCGGACUUUCA